UGUUAUUGAAAAAUAAAAAAAAGUGAUUAGUUAUCUUGAAGUGACUGCACUUUUGUCAGUUAGCUGACAGAGGAAAAAUGCGAGUCCUCCUUGUGGUUUAUGUUGCCCUUUUCGUGACAAAAAACGCCAGCUCUAACCUCGCCCGUAAAGAUCUCGGACUGAAGCCACUUUUGAGGAAUACCGCUGGCGCUAGGCGUGGCGCGGUAAUGGCACAGGUCGGGGCUGCAGGGGCAGAAAAAGCCAAGGAAGUACUUUCAGAGGCUAUCGACAAUCAACUGAAAAUCGUUGAUGAGCAGCAAAAAAGGGCUGAGAAUUUCCUGAAACAAAAGAUAUCAUUGGACAUUAAACCCGGUAUGGGCUGGAAGAACGAUGACAUGUUCGCCCCACCCGGAGUGCAUUAUGGGAUUGGCCUUUCGAGUGAUGAUGACGAUAAGAGUGGAGACUCAGAAAAAGUGGACCAGCCCCCAUACACUUACGCUAACGGCUUUGUUGGACCCGCUCUCAUGAAUGGGUGCUUCGGAAGCGGUUAUAAACCUGGAGAUCCGUGUUACACUGCCAAAGAAACUACGAAACAAUGUCGGGAUAUGAUUGACGGGGCUGCGUUUAUCGGUGUUGGGUUUGACGGCAAAGGGGAGUUCAGCCCUGAGUCCAGGAAGAUGAGCAUCAUACAGAGGAGUUGUGGAGGACAUUCCUACUACGAUGACGACCAGGUGCCAGAUACGAUGAACGUCCACGGUAUCUACGACACGUCCGCCCAUAUGUACACGUUCUCAUCACGAUCCGAGUAUCAGAGUUACCUGCAGAAGGAAGCUGGAGUGUCGGGGUCUUUCUUUGGAUUUUACGCAGGAGUCAAGAAAGCCUGGGGCAGUUCGACGAGCUCCAAUACACAGCAAUAUCUGUCCGUGUUUGACAUCGAUGUUACAAGAUAUGAGAUUUUCAAAGACGAAGUCAAGCCCGCAGACCUCAGCCAGGCCUUUCUACACGAAUUUUUGCAUCUGCCCGAAUCCUAUUUCCAUCCUGGUGCAGCUAGGGCAUUUCAGGACUUCAUUCUUCGCUGGGGGACUCACUAUGUCAAGUCUGCAAAGUUCGGUGGGCAGCUCGAGUUCAGGAAGACUCUCCAAGGCACCUCAAUAGCAUCAAAGCAGGCUGCGUCGGUUGUAAUGGAAGCGGAGUACAAAGGCCUGUUUAUGAGCGCUGGUGCUAAGUACUCAUCUAAAGAAGGGGAGGACAAAAAGUCAGAGCAUAAAUACUCCGCAUCGUCCAUUGCUGUCAAGGGUGGAAGUCAAGAAAUCGCCGCGAUUCUGUCAGAUGAGGGCACGCCAGCGUUCAAGAAUGAGCUGAAGGCAUGGUUAGCCAGUAUCCCCAAAUAUCCCAAAGCUUACAAGUUCCGUUUAGGGAGCAUCACAGAGCUUGUUAAUUUCCGCGCUGGCGAGUUGUUCCCCGAGGAGUACACAGAAGGAUGCGAUAAGGCCUUUUUGAGUAUGGAGGGUGAGAAGGUCUUUUACGAAAAAGACGGUAAGAACGGAAAAGAGAAGAUUUACUGUGACUUCAAGAGUCGCAAAGAGCUGGAAGAAAAGCUUAGAAGAAAAAGAAAAAGUCUGGAGCGAGCAAUUGAUGUCUAUAUGGAUGAGGGCCCUAGUUUAACUUCCGAUAUCACUGUCGGUCCCGGUCCCCCGGCAUGCGAGCUCGGUCUUGGUGGUCCUACUGAAGUGAAAACGCAUCCCACAUGGACACAACUUACUGACGGAACAACCAUCGCGGAGCUCGAGUUUGACAUGCGCGAGCCUCUUUACGGGAACCACGCGCCUAUUGCAAAGGACGCGAAAAGGCUGAUUAAAUUCAGGAAUAAUAAAUGGUAUACGAGUGAUGAAACUGGAAGAUUUGUUUUGUACAACGCCUAUCCUAGCCCCACUUCAAAUACAGAAGACAAGAACGUAAUAAACGUACUUGGUAUGGAGCUUGUUUACAAUCAGAACACUGGUCUACUCAAGAAGGAAGACAAAGACAGCCCAAUAGCAAUGUUGCGAUGGCCAAGAAAGGGAAAACAGAGUGAUGAGACUGCAGGUGAUGUUGCUGAUGACACGAAAAAGAAGAAAGACGCCGUGACUAGGAAAGAGGACCCACUGUGGCCCUGCAACGUACAAUGGCUGAACGAGAACAUGAUCAAAAGGACGCCCCAAGGGUCGUGUAUACAUUUCGCAGCAUCGAGUGAAGGACCGAUCUACGUCGUGUUCUCAUUGAACCCGAGCAACAAGAACACGUGGUACCACGUGAGAAUUGGCCCCAAAGAUGUGAUCAUCUUCAAGAAAGGUGUUGCAAAAACUGGAACAACCCACAAGAACGCCCUUGGGCUUGGGGACGCGGCUCUGUUCCAGUCGUACUUCGUGUGUCUGAAGGAGGGCGAGGGUAGCACGGUUAUCGAGUACGGGAAAUCCUACGGCAGCACAGACAGAGGGGACGUGUAUUUAUCACUGGUGGACACGAAAAAUCCCGUCGAGGUUGCAUUCUAUGCUUUUGGGAAUGGGGAAAGGAUGCUACACGUUAGCAACGUCAAUGUGGUUGAGAAGCGCGCCUUGCUGCAGGCAAAAUGUAAAGGGAUUACGCACAAAGACCCCGAAGGGAAGAGUCCUUUUUGCAUUUCCAAAUCUUGCCACUUGCUAUGUGACCCCAUCAUGGGUUGCACGGAAUCAAAUAAGCCGUCAAAAUGUGGGCGAUGCCGCCAUGCAAAAAAGGGAGAUACAUGUGUUUCUACCUGUGACGCUGGUCAAGCACCUUCGGGGACGGAGAGGGAGUGUGUCGUACUUUACGACCUCGUGUUUCCAACCAGAGGCACUACAGAUUAUGUCAGCGUUAGCAUCAAACAAGGAGUGUUUGAAGACGUCACUGUGUCCUACUGGAUUAAAAAGAAUUGUCCUCGCAGUGAGAGUGUUAUCAGCUAUGCUGUAUCACAGACAUCUGGGUCGUUAGCAACAAACGAAAUGAUCCUUGGCUCUUUCAAGGGUGAUGAUGAUCACGUAUUUUCAGUGAAAGGGGAUGCAUACAAAGAUUUUACUGCGAGGGCAAAGAUGCAGAAUGCCCUCUCAGUUGGUAAAUGGCACCAUUUCACAUUCACCUGGCAGGGUAAAACGGGCGAAUGGAAAAUUUAUGUUGACUAUAAAGACAUCAUGAAAGACAUCAAUACAAGAACAUUCAAGUCUGGCCAGAAGCUAAACGGCGGAGGUGAAUUUGUGAUAGCACAGGAGCAAGAUUCAAUCGGAGGGGGCUUCGAUGCUAGUCAGGCAUUCGUUGGUAGCAUCACUGCCGUAAACAUGUGGGAUCGAAUCCUUACUAUUGCCGAGAUCACCGAACACGCGAGUAGUUGUGCUCCGCCUGAGGGAAAUUUGGUCAGCUGGAAUAAAGUUCUGGAGAGAGUUGUUGAGAUGAAAAAGUCGUCUCUAAAGAAGACGUCAACGUGUAAGGCCGUGUAAAGAAGACACAGAAUUAUUAUGAACUAUCAGUUUUAGUUAUCCUUGUAUAAGCUUAACACAAGGGACUCUUAAAUUACCACUAGAGUUUCCAUUAGAGAUAUAAAAUAAUGAUAACAUAAUAAAAUGUAAUAACAAAA
Messenger RNA from Nematostella vectensis (starlet sea anemone), 3604 nucleotides. RefSeq lists its product as uncharacterized. Bases 78 to 3467 code for a protein of 1129 amino acids. Lineage: Eukaryota; Metazoa; Cnidaria; Anthozoa; Actiniaria; Edwardsiidae. The transcript is spliced from 16 exons. The record is from RefSeq and is a predicted model, not a curated record.